AGUUUGCAAAAGCCAGAGGUGCAAGAAGCAGCAGCAGCAGCAGCAGCAGCAGUAGCAGCAGCAACAGCAGCAGCAGCCGCCUGCCAGCCACACACACACACACACACACACACACACACACACACACAAAUUCUUCCUCAAAUCCUCACCUAAGCUUUCAGUAUAUCCAGAUCCACAUCUUCACUCAAGCCGGGAGAGGGAAAGAGGAAAGUGGGGGGGGAGGAAAAAAAAGCCAACAACUUAGCGGAAACUUCUCAGAGAAUGCUCCAAAACUCAGCAGUGAUUCUGGCGCUGGUCAUCAGUGCAGCUGCAGCGCACGAGGCGGAACAGAAUGAUUCUGUGAGCCCCAGAAAAUCCCGGGUGGCGGCUCAAAAUUCAGCUGAAGUGGUUCGCUGCCUCAACAGUGCCCUGCAGGUUGGCUGUGGGGCUUUUGCAUGCCUGGAAAACUCCACAUGUGACACAGAUGGGAUGUACGACAUUUGUAAAUCCUUCUUGUACAGUGCUGCUAAAUUUGACACUCAGGGAAAAGCAUUUGUCAAAGAGAGCUUAAAGUGCAUCGCCAAUGGGAUCACCUCCAAGGUAUUCCUUGCCAUUCGGAGGUGUUCGACUUUCCAGAGGAUGAUCGCCGAGGUGCAGGAGGACUGCUACAGCAAGCUCAACGUUUGCAGCAUCGCCAAGCGCAACCCGGAAGCCAUCACUGAAGUCAUACAGCUGCCCAAUCACUUCUCCAACAGAUACUACAACAGACUUGUCCGAAGCCUUCUGGAAUGUGAUGAAGACACGGUCAGCACAAUCAGAGACAGCCUGAUGGAGAAGAUCGGGCCCAACAUGGCCAGCCUCUUCCACAUCCUGCAGACAGACCACUGUGCCCAGACACACCCCAGAGCUGACUUCAAUAGGAGGCGCACAAAUGAGCCACAGAAGCUGAAAGUCCUCCUCAGGAACCUCCGAGGUGAGGGGGACUCUCCCUCACACAUCAAACGCACCUCCCAAGAGAGUGCGUAAGCAGGGAGAGGUAUUCACAGCCUCACCAAACUAAUAGCAUUUUAGGGGUGUUGACACACCAACUUUGAGUGUACUGUGCCUGGUUUGAUUUUUUUUUUAAGUAGUACCUAUUUUCUAUCCCCCCGUUAAAGAAAAAUUGCAUGAAACUAGGCUUCCAUAAUCAAUAUCCCAACAUUCUGCAAUGACAGCAUUCUUACCAACAGAAUACAUGUGUGGUCAUUCUGCCUCUCCUCAAGAGAGAAUGUACCCUCUUCCAUUCCCCCCUCUCUCUGAAUUCUUUUCCCAGAUCCCUAUCUACUCUCCGCAAACACAAACCAUUCAUGUAAACUACCCAGUCAUUGUAAUCUGAAAAUGUAGAUCCCUUUAGAAUGGUCACCUGGUAGAGUUAGCCAAUACAAAACAACUUUAUUUAAAUGCAUGUCUUAAAUGCUCAUAAAUAUGUUAAAUGGAAUUCGUGUUAUGAAUCUGUGCUGGCCAUGGACGAAUAUGAAUGUCAUGUUUGAAUUCUUGAUCUCUAACGAGUCUUAUGGUCUCUAUCCUCCAAUGUCUAAUUUCCUUUCUGACAUAUUUACCAAAUUGCUCAAACCUGGUUCUCCAACCAGACUUUGAGCCAGCAUCUUCUUGCAUCUAAUGAAAAACAAAAAGCUAACAUCUUUAUGUACUGUAACUGCUCAGAGCUUUAAAAGUAUCUUUAACAAUUGUCUUAAAAAAAAACGGAGAAUCUUAAGGUCUAACUGUGGAAUAUAAAUAGCUGAAAACUAUUGUACUGUACAUAAAUUCCAGAGGACUCUGCUUAACAGAGCAGUCUAUAAUAACUUUAUUGCAUAUAGAUUUAGUUUUGUACCUUAGCUUUAUUUUCCUUUUCCUGGGAAUGGAAUAACUAUCUCACUUCCAGAUAUCCACAUUCACGCUCCUUGUGGCCUUUUUUAUAACUAAGGGGGUAGAAGUAGUUUUAACUCAACAUCAGAACUUAAGAUGGGCCUAUACUUGAUAGGAAAACCCAACAGGUUAUCUGAAGGACCCCAGGUAAGACGUUAAUCUCCCAGCCCACCUCAACCCAGAGGCUACGUUUGACUUAGAUGUAUCCUGAAACAGCUCUGUCACAUCCAACUGGGAAUAACAAGAAUCAAAAAGAUCAUCCCUUUGGGCUUGGACCACUUAGUGUGACAAGGCCUACUAUCCCCUUGGAAGUGGCAGUUCUUGGCUCAUCGCCUUCCAUCAGUGCCUGGCACGCUGGUAAAUGAUGGAGUGGGAUAUUGUUCCACUAAGCCAAUCAGGAAUGAGUCAAUCAGCCUUUGGGUCUUUAGUCCGGGGAACUUGGGCUUAAGGGGGUAUGAAUAACCCUGGGCUGUCCAGCCUUAAUAGACUCCUCUUACAUCUUUUGUCCUGUAACAUGCUGCCUGCCAAAGUAGUCCUGGCAGCUGGACCAUCUCUGUAGGAUCUUUAAAAAAAAAAAAAGAAAAAAGAAAAAAAAAGAAAAAAUAUAGAGAGAAUGAAGGAGGGCAUAAGCGCUGGUGGUUUGAUCAUUUCUGCUGUGAUGUUUACAGGAUGGUAGCCACCAAAGCCAAAUGAUUAACCUGUCUACGAACAACAGUAGUUUCUCAGGGUCAUUGUCCUUGAACCCAACAGCCCCAAUUAUGAGUGUCACUGCUCACCAAAGGUCAAUGCUGAGAGAGGAAGAGGGAGGGGCUGCUCCAAACUCAUUUGGGUAGAAACUAUUGGUGCUUGACUCUCACUAGGCUACACCCCAGAGUUGACCAAAUUGAGUGAUAGGGACCCUGGUGGGAGGAGGGAGGGCACCUCUCCAGGGAAAUCAAAAGCAAUACAACUUUACCACAAAGCCUUUAAAACCAGUAACAUAGUGCUCAAGGACCAAGAUCAAGCGUAGCAGCUGCAGCUGCAGCGGCCCCAAGGCUGCAUGCAGCCUCUAUCCCCACACAGCCUCGAAGCGCGCUGACAUCAGAUUGUUAAGGGCAUUUUCAUACUUAGAACUGUCCCAUCCCCAGGUCCCAAACAAAUGGACACUGCCUUAGCCUCUUGGAAAUCAGGUAGCACAUAUUCUAAGCUAGAGUCACCCCUCUCCCCCACCCCUAACUUCCCACCCCAGGCAAGGCUGACUUCUUUGAACCAGAAAAGCUAGUCAAGUGUGUGUGUUGUGCAUUUUUGCAAACCCACUAAGCCAGAACCCCAAAGUGGCAAGUAGCUUAUGAGAAUUCCUAGUAAAAUUCUCUUAAGUUCAGUAAAUUUUCUUUCUCUCUUUUCUCUUUUUUUUUUAUUUUUUUUAUUUUUGCUGUGACCUUUUCAAUCUGUGAUAUACCCUCCUUUCUCCCCACAGUGAUAUUGGUAUAUGUACCAACAAUGCACAUAUCUACACAUAUGAAAAGAAGCAGUUCUCACAAUGUUGCUGGGUUUUUGUUUUGUUUUGUUUUGUUUUGUUUUGUUUUGUUUGGGUUUUUUUUUUUUUGGUUUUUUUGCUUCUUUUUUCCCCUCCCCCUGGCCCUCUCCACCCCCUUCUUGAACUUCCAAAGCUUUGUCUCGUGUUUGCUGCAGAGCGAUUCGGGGACUGACCUAGACCAGUUUGCAUGAUCUCCUCUCUUGUGAUUUGGUUGCACUUUAGAACAUUUUUGUGCCGUAUUAUUUGCAUUAUGUAUUUAUAAUUUAAAUGAUAUUUAGGUUUUUUGGCUGAGUACUGGAAUAAACAGUGAGCAUAUCUGGUAUAUGUCAUUAUUUAUUGUUAAAUUACAUUUUUAAGCUCCAUGUGCAUAUAAAAGUUAUGAAACAUAUCAUGGUAAUGACAGAUGCAAGUUAUUUUAUUUGCUUAUUUUUAUAAUUAAAGAUGCCAUAGCAUAAUCUGAAGCCUUUGGUGAAUUCCUUCUACGAUAAUAAUAAUAAUAAUAAAGUGUUAACGUUUUAUU
Messenger RNA from Mus caroli (Ryukyu mouse), 3920 nucleotides. RefSeq names its product stanniocalcin 1 (gene Stc1). Lineage: Eukaryota; Metazoa; Chordata; Mammalia; Rodentia; Muridae. Gene Ontology annotation, biological process: intracellular calcium ion homeostasis. Gene Ontology annotation, molecular function: hormone activity. Gene Ontology annotation, cellular component: extracellular region. The record is from RefSeq and is a predicted model, not a curated record.